AUGGCGAAUAAUGCUAUUCCAAGAGAUUUUUUGAAGAAUGUUUUGAAUAAUGGUGUAGGUCGAUACGUCUGUCAGCUACAGAGGAUAACGUUCAGGUUUUGUAAAUCUCAUGGAUCCAGCAGAUUCAUGCGAGAUUUCAUUGAGAAUCAUUUGCUUGACUUCACUCAGAAGCACCCUGGUGUUGUGGUCUACCUGCAACCAAGACGUCAUAAACCCCCAUCAAUUGUCGCAGAAUUUUUGAAUGGUCGAAGAGAGGCAAUGGGCAUGAGUGGAAAACAGCCUCUUGAGAUCUGCAAGUGGACUGAACAUAUGCGCACUAGGUCAGGGGUCGAAAUUGUCAACCUGGUCAAGAACUUGCACACAGACAACCCCAGUACACAAGGGAUAUGGCAUCCUUUCACAUUUGCCGACCCAGCGUUAGCAGCCACUAAAUUUCCAAGUGAUCAGCAGUCAAAAAUUCUUGUCAAAGGAAAAACUGCUACAGACUUUGUCCUUGAAGAAUUUAAUGCAAAGAAGCAAGCAGGAAACAAGUCGGAUGUCUCUGCUGGCAACAAGCCAGAUCAUUAA
This is a messenger RNA of Candidula unifasciata, 567 nucleotides long. The record is from the annotation of a GenBank genome assembly. Lineage: Eukaryota; Metazoa; Mollusca; Gastropoda; Stylommatophora; Geomitridae.